Molecule: messenger RNA, 6149 nt
Organism: Callithrix jacchus (white-tufted-ear marmoset)
Lineage: Eukaryota; Metazoa; Chordata; Mammalia; Primates; Cebidae
Gene: ZFYVE28
Product: zinc finger FYVE-type containing 28
Biological process (GO): negative regulation of epidermal growth factor-activated receptor activity
Cellular component (GO): early endosome membrane
Molecular function (GO): metal ion binding
Source: RefSeq, a predicted model, not a curated record
ACUCCUUAGGUGGUGUGAGUGUUUUGGUGCCACAGCAGAGAAUGAUUCUGGGUUCUCUCUGGGGGUUUCUGCAGGGCCCCUUGUCGUGUCCUUUUUCUUGGAGCCAAGAUUUAGCUUCUGGGAGCUGUCGUCAUGCAGUGCCCUAAAUUCAGUACCUGGCCUGUUUGCUGGGCCAGAUGGUGUCUCAUCAGCUGCAGUUGGGGCUGUGGGACGCAUGCGGCAAGGGACUGUGAGGGCUCUGGUCCAGCUCAGUCACAGCCAGGCGUCUGCUGCGGGGCUGGCCCCACCAGGCCCCUGCUUCUCCCACCCUCCCACUUCUGCUAUGAAGGGAGCUGGCAGGUUUGGGGCCAGAAGGAAGCCAGUGGCUCUGCUGACCUGGACUGGUGCCUGAGCUGGGUGUCAGGCCCAGCAGUUCUCAUGCAGGCCUUGGGCAGGCUGCCCAGGUGGGGCAGGCAACUCCACCUUGCCAAGGGGCUGUGCUCCCUCCUGGUUCCGGAAGUGGCAGGAAGGCUCUUCUGUCCUCUGAGGUCGGACCCGCAGCUGCUUGCCCGGUUCUACUACGCCGACGAGGAGCUGAACCAGGUGGCCGCGGAGCUGGACAGCCUGGACGGGCGGAAGGACCCCCAGCGGUGCACACUGCUGGUCAGCCAGUUCCGCUCCUGCCAGGACAACGUACUGAACAUCAUUAACCAGAUCAUGGAUGAGUGCAUCCCCCAGGACCGUGCCCCGAGGGAUUUCUGCGUCAAGUUCCCUGAGGAGAUCCGGCACGACAACCUGGCCGGCCAGCUGUGGUUCGGAGCCGAGUGCCUGGCCGCCGGCUCCAUCAUCAUGAACCGGGAGCUGGAGAGCAUGGCCAUGCGCCCGCUGGCCAAGGAGCUGACGCGCAGCCUGGAGGACGUGCGGGGCGCGCUCCGCGACCAGGCGCUGCGGGACUUGAACACCUACACGGAGAAGAUGCGGGAGGCGCUGAGGCACUUCGACGUCCUGUUCGCCGAGUUCGAGCUGAGCUACGUCUCGGCCAUGGUGCCCGUGAAGUCUCCCAGAGAGUACUAUGUGCAGCAGGAGGUCAUCGUGCUCUUCUGCGAGACAGUGGAGAGGGCACUGGACUUCGGGUACCUGACCCAGGACAUGAUUGAUGACUACGAGCCGGCCCUCAUGUUCAGCAUCCCCAGGCUGGCCAUCGUGUGUGGCCUCGUGGUCUACGCGGAUGGCCCCCUGAACCUGGACCGCAAGGUGGAAGACAUGUCCGAGCUGUUCCGGCCCUUUCACACGCUACUGCGGAAAAUAAGGGAUUUGCUCCAGACACUGACGGAGGAGGAGCUCCACACGCUGGAACGGAACCUCUGCAUUUCCCAAGACGUGGAGUUUCCCAUCCGCGCUGACGUGCCAGGGCCCACUGCCCUGGCACCUGCCCUCUCUGCUCCUCUCCCUCCCGAGGGGCCACUCUCAGCCAAGGCCAAAGACCCAGAUGCAGAGCUGGCCUGCUCCAUGCAGUACGACGACCAGGAGCUGGAACAGCUCAGCCGCAUGGUCCACAGGGCAGGGGACGAGAUGUCCUCUCUGCUGUCACCACCCAGUGCCUGCCAGUCCCCCGCACACAGGCCGGGACCCGAGGGCAGCCCGGGCGGGGAGGCCUCUCCAGGCAGAGUGCGCCUGCAGUCGGGCAGUGAUGAGGAGGAUCGCAUGUUCUUCAUGGAUGAUGUGGAGGGGUCGGCAGAAGCCCCGGCCAGGCCCAAGUCCCCAGGUGGCCGAUUUGGGUGGGCCAGCAGUGCCCAGGCCGACCCCCAGGAGAAAGGGCAGGGUGGUCCGGGCGGCGCAGUGGGGGUGGACGUUCCUGCCUCGGAAAAGGAGCAGGACCUGAGCAACAACAACCACCCCGAGGCCCAGGGUGCGGGCAAGGCCAGCCUUGCGGGCUCCAGCUCCUGCAGCUGCCUGGACUCGCGGGUGCACCUGGACGGCUGGGAGGUGGGUGCCGAAGAUGCGGAGACGGCAGAGAUGAUCGCCCACCGGACAGGGGGCAUGAAGCUCUCUGCCACGGUCAUCUUCAACCCCAAGUCGCCCACCUCCUCGGACUCUGCCGUCGCCACCCAGGAGACUGCCUCGGAGCCUGUGGCCGAGGGGGAUGGCGGCCCCCACAAGCUCAGCGCCGCAGCCACCAACUGCCUGCUGCACUCCUGCGUGUGCUGUGGGAGCUGCGGGGACAGCAGGGAGGACGUGGUGGAGCGUCUGCAGGAGAAGUGCAGCCCGGGAGGCGUCAUUGGUGCCUCAUAUGCUGCCAGCUUAGCCAAGGCCAGCGACGGGGCCACUGAGAGACAGGGGGAGGCGCCCCCACCCGCAGAAGAUGUCUUCGACGGGCAGGAGCCCAAAGCCCCCACUUCCAACAAGUGCCUGCCUCCCACCUCAGGUUCCCAAGUGGACACAGCAAAUGGGCCGCAAGGAGAGGCCAGGGCUGCAGGUCAGCUGGAGCCGGAGGCCAGAGAACCGGAUGCCAGCAGCCCCUCGGCCCAGGAGGUGCCUCAGCCCCUGUCGGGCUCCAGCCUGUGCACGUGAUAAAUCACACUGACUAAUGUUCAGCCGUUCGGCCAGCCUGGCAGUCCUGGGGUCAACUGGACAUGGUCAUGAGGUAUUAUCCCUUGGACAUACCAUUGGCUUUGAUUGGCUACAUUUCAGGAGGAUUUUGUGUCGGUCUGAGAGGACUGGCUGUCGGGUGGCUGUCUUCUCGUCAUGCCUUUCUCUGGUGCAGGAUCAUGGCUGUCUGGGAUGAGCUGGGGAGCGUCCACCUCUUCAGGUUUCUGGAAGAGCUUGUGUAGAACCGGCAUUAUUUCUGCCUGCAAUGUGAGAUAGACUUCACCAGGGAAGCCAUCUGGGCCUGGAGUUUUCCUUGCGGGAAGAUUUUUAACUGUAAAAUCGAUGUGUUUUCUAGCAGACUGUCUGUUGAGUUAUCGUCUUGUUCCAUGAGUGGAGUUUCUUUGCUGUACCAUCGAGUGAUGUGUCGUUCCUGCUCCCCCAGAAUGGCAGCCCCCCUACACCUGCCGAUGCCCACCCCACACGCCUGGCAGAGGACAUGAACCCUGACCUCCCCUCCAAGGUAGUGACUUGUUAUCAGGCCCUGGGUAACCUGACCUAACACAGCCCUGCCCCUGCAAUUGGCUUCCCUUGUCCCUGCAAAACCAGGGAAACUGCUUCUACACCCCUCGUGCCCUGCUGCCUUCUGUCCCUGUCUGCCCUUCGGGCCAGUGUUGCCCUAGGCUGUGGCCUCCCUCCCUGUCCCUUUGGCAUGGAGCCACUAUCAGUCAGUCACAUGGCUGCCCUGACGAAGCUGUCGGGAGCUUUGCCGGCCUGGCCUCCUGGAGUCCCUCAGCCGCCUCCCAGGCAGGCAUCUCCAUGUCUGUGGCAUUGCUGUUGGCUUCAUGGCUGGGGCCACCCUUCCAACCCAGCUCUCCAGCCACCUGCAGGACCCAUCGCAGGGUUCAGCCUGUACCUCUCAGGCUCUGUAGCAUGGCAUCCUCCCAGUCCCCCAUGGUGCGUCCCAGAGCACCUGGGAUUGGGGGACAUGCUGGCUGUAGGCCAAGUGAGAAGAGGUGGCACUGAGGGCUGGAUGGCAGCAAGGCCUGGGAGGAUGUGCCAGAGCCCAGCCCACUGGGGCACUCACGUCCCUGACUCUCCCUGCAGGUCCUGCCCUGCAGUCCAGCCCCUCCACUCCCCACCCCAGCUCCUUGGCCCAGUGCAGCCCCACUGACUAGCAGGUGGCUGUCCAGCCUCAGCCUCAGCCUCCUAGGGCACAGACGCUGGGGCCCACCCAGGCAGGUGGUAUCCUCUGCCAGGCAUGAGGGAGGUGUAGGGGGCUGCCAUUCUGGGGGCCUCCAGGAGAAGAAGCCGGACAGAGUCCAGGCCUGUAGAGCUGUCCCUUGAGGUGUGGCUCUCAGCUCCUGCUCUCCCCACCCCAGGGCCCCCAGCUCUGUCCCUCAGGACAGUUCUCAGUGAGGUAUACAGCAGUUUCUGAGGCGAGGGGCAGUGGGACUCCAGGCCACUUCUGGCACUACUGCCUGCUCCUGGCAGCCUGAGGGAGCCACAGUCACGGGUGGGAGUGGGGCUUUGGCUGGAGUGGAGCCCACUCAUUAAGCAUCAGCACUCCUCCCCUGACCUGCAACCUGAGGAGGUGAGAAGGUGCCAGCCUCCCGCUCCCCAUGGCUCCGGGACGCGUCCUCCAGGGGUUGUUCUCCACUCCGUGGGACCAGGAAGGUUCCAGGGGAACAGCCCCCUUGGAAGCAAACAUCCCUUCCCACCUUCACGGAGGCAAAAGCAAGAGGAAGCGGGUUUCGACCACGUGCGGCAUGACAGCCAGGAGCCCAUGAUGCAUCCUCAGCUGCCUUCACUCACCGCCUUGAGACUCGCCAGCUGUGGGGGCUUCUGUUCGGAGAGGUUUUUAAAGCAGCGGAAGCUCAGAAAACGCCUGCGAGGUGUGAGACUCGAAGGGUGGCAGGAACCGUCCGCUGGUGCGCCAGGAGGCAGGCGCCUCUCUCAUCUGCAUUUCCUGAUUUUUAGGGUGCAUGUGUAUUGCUUCCGUAAUGACGAAGAAAAAUAGAAAGAACAGCUUCCCAGACCAUAACAACAGUGGGCUCUUUUCUUUUUUUUUCCUUUUUCCUUUUUUUGAGACAGUCUUGUUCUGUCACCAGGCGCCAGGCUAGAGUGCAGUGGUGUGGUCUUCGCUCACUGCAACCUCUGCCUCCCAGGUUCAAGCAAUUCUCCUGCCUCAGCCUCCCAGAGUAGCUGGGACUACAGGCUCGUGCCACCACACCCAGAUAAUUUUUGUAUUUUAGUCAAGACAGGGUUUCACUAUGUUGGCCAGGAUGGUCUCGAUCUCAUGACUUUGUGAUCCGCCCACCUUGGCCUCCCAAAGUGCUGGGAUUACAAGCGUGAGCCACCAUGCCUGGCUAGUGGGAUCUUUUCAAGAGCUGGGCCGUGUCUAGGCCUGUGUCCCCAGAGCCCAGAUCUUGGCCAGGUAGGGCCAGCCCUCGUCCACACCCCUUCCCAUGACUACCUGGCUUGUGCUUGGACUUAAUGGGGGCAGCAAAGGGCCAGGUGAGCCCCCUAAGGUGAUGCCUGGCCCUGGUCCAGCCUCUGCCCCGAGGCAGGAGAGGGGUGAGGCCUGGAGGAACUGACUUCUUGAAGGGCCUGGGGAGCCGUGGGCAUAAGCAGCUGCUCUGGGGCCAGGGGACAGGUGUGGUCCUGCCCAGCUCUGCUGCACCCGCCCCCAUGGCCCUGGCUUUUGGAGACAUCUCCUGGGGCUGACAGUGUUGCAUCCUCAUGAGAGGACAGAGCUGGAGAGGCCGACAGACAGGACCCGCCCAGGUAGAAUGGACCCAUGGGUGGGUCACCAUGGCAACUGGGAAAGUGGCUCCUGGGGCCUGCCUGUCUCACCAGGCACCACUGCACCUGAUCCCCUGAAGCCCCAUCUGUAGCUGAGGAGACCUCACCUCCUCCGAGAGGAGCAGGCAGGCUUGCGGUCACACACCUUCCAGGAGGGAUGGGCCUGGGAGCUGCCGGGCCGUCCCCAUAUGGGCUGCUCUCUCUGGGCUCCAGGUUGCCAGCAUGGGCGGCCUUAGCAGUCAUGCACAUGGGUCCCCCACGGCACAGCCUGCGCCAGUGACUGGGGCAUGGCUCUGACAAGGCCUGUGUUCGAGCUGCUGGUUGAGGCCUGGCCGACGGUCAGUUGUUGGCAGGGCUGGCAUCCUAGAGGACAGCAGCUCCCUGGGCCUGUCCACUGUCCGUCUGUGUCUCUCCUCCCCAUUAAGCCUCUGCAGAGCACCGCUGAGGUGAGGAGGGCUGACCACAGCCUGGCUGGCCCCCAUGGGUGGUGAGGAUCUGAGUGCUCAGGGGAACUCAGGCUCACCAAGUUCCUCGACACCACCGUGAUGACUGACCAGAGAUGUCUCCCAGAAAUCCUGAGCCCCACGUCCACAAGUGUCCUGGGCCAUGAGGCAGAGCCCCACAGUCUGUGGUCAGCUGUGUCACCGUGGGACCCUGGGCAUCACCACUGCUGCCAUCUGGGCAGGGAACUUAACCUCUCAGCACCUCAGUUUAUUUCUCUGUAAAAAUGGGAAGGUGGGGCCAGGUGCUGUGGCUCACAUCUGUAAUCCCAUUGCCUU